Messenger RNA from Galdieria sulphuraria, 1563 nucleotides. RefSeq names its product protein phosphatase 2 (formerly 2A), regulatory subunit B. Gene Ontology annotation, molecular function: protein phosphatase regulator activity; protein binding. Gene Ontology annotation, biological process: peptidyl-serine dephosphorylation. The record is from RefSeq and is a predicted model, not a curated record. NCBI's taxonomy places the organism in Eukaryota, Rhodophyta, Bangiophyceae, Galdieriales, Galdieriaceae. The transcript has 7 exons. The coding region runs from base 18 to 1535 and encodes 505 amino acids. Gene Ontology annotation, cellular component: cytosol; protein phosphatase type 2A complex.
AGACUGAUCAAAUAUCAAUGAACUUUGACAACUGCUUUUCCAAUGUUGGUUCAGAUUGGGACCACAACCCAAGAAACAACAGGGAUGACUUGACCAGAAUAAAUGGGUACGUAGAACUAGAGAACGGUAGUAGCGAACGAGUAGACCAAGAAACGACUGGUUUUUAUUUCUUUCAGAAAUUUCCUUUACAAAACUUCGAGUCAGAACGUGACUGUGACUUUAUUACAUCCCUAGCUUUCGACCCCACAGGGGAGUUUCUUGCUGUGGGUGAUAAAAGCGGAAGAGUCGCUGUUUUGAAGAGGAAUAUAAAGUCCCAUGGGACGAGAAAUAAUUAUACGGAUGGUUCUUCUUUUACAAACUUCGAACAGAGAAUGGAGCCCAAGGUCCUCAUUGACAAUGUGAGUCAAGAAGAGCAACACGCUGACGGAAGUCUGGGGUAUUAUUUAUGGGCAGACUUUCAAUCUCAUGAGCCAGAGUUUGACUACCUGAAAAGUCUAGAAAUUGAAGAGAAGAUAAACGAAAUACAGUGGUGCAGACCCUCUGCUAUGAAUCAACUUCUUUUGACAACUAACGAUAAAACAAUCAAGUUAUGGAAAUUACGAGAGAAAAGCCUUAAUGUAGCUGCAAGCUAUCGGUCUAGUGAGUCACAUUUAGAAAAUUUCUCGGAUAACAUUUGGAACGGGACUCGCUUAUCCCCAGUUUCCUGUUUUACUAACAAGAGGGGUGAUUCUCGAAGAACUUGUACCGUUAUUGCUAGGACUAAAAAUAUUUACUGCAAUGCACAUGCGUAUCAUAUCAAUUCAAUAAGUCUCAAUUCCGAUGGGGAGACUUUUUUGAGUUCAGAUGAUUUGAGGAUCAAUAUAUGGAACUUGGAAAUACCUCUGAAAGCAUUCAAUGUUGUGGAUAUUAAACCUGAGGCCAUGGAGGACUUGAAUGAAGUGAUAACUUCGGCAAAGUGUCAUCCUUGUCAUUGUCAUUUGUUUAUACACAGCAGUUCUAAAGGAAUUGUUCGAUUAUGCGAUUUGCGUUCAUCUGCAUUGUGUGAUCGUUCAGCACUUGACUUUGAACAGCCUGACUUGGCGACAAAUAGUUCUUUUUUCUCUGAAAUUAUAUCUUCAAUAUCCGACGUUCGGUUUUCUCCUUCAGGGGAAUAUAUAUUAGCACGUGACUAUAUGCAUUUACUUUUAUGGGAUAUAAGAAUGUCAAAUGAACCUCUUUUAAAAGUUCCUGUACAUGAUUACAUUCGUUCAUAUCUCUGUGAGUUGUAUGAGAACGAUUUUAUAUUCGACAAGUUUCGAUGUAGCUUUUCUCAUGAUGGAAAGUUGCUUUUCACGGGUUCAUACGAUAAUAAGGUUGUGUUUUGUAAUACUAUGAAUGGAGCGACAAUGAACCAUUCUAUUGAAAAAGGCUUUACGAGAAAUUCCUUUGGAGUAUUUCAUCCGUCGCAAAAAAUUCUGGAAGUUGCUUCGCAUCCAUUGGAAAAUGUUAUUGCAACGGCAGCCGGUGCUUAUGUUUAUUUACAUCGUGGUUACUAGUUCCUGCAAAAGUAUGUGAAUAAUAAAA